This is a messenger RNA of Electrophorus electricus (electric eel), 1253 nucleotides long. RefSeq names its product fibroblast growth factor 10b (gene fgf10b). Gene Ontology annotation, molecular function: growth factor activity. The record is from RefSeq and is a predicted model, not a curated record. Lineage: Eukaryota; Metazoa; Chordata; Actinopteri; Gymnotiformes; Gymnotidae.
AUGCGGAGAUGGACGCCGAGUAACGGGGUGUCCGCGUGCCGCUGGGUGUGCGCGCUCUCCGCGCUGGCGGCCGUGCUGGUCAGCGCGCCGACAGCCAGCUGCCUCGGCGCGUGCAGCGCGCACGGACUCGCCAGCUUCUCCAAAGCCGCGCCGGCGGCCGCUGCUCGGCACGCGCGCAGCUACAGCCACCUCCAGGGAGACGUGCGGCGACGGAAACUCUAUUCGUAUCAGAAAUUCUUCCUGAGGAUCGACAAAUCCGGGAGAGUGAACGGCACGAAGAGCAAAGAUGAUCCGUACAGUGUUCUGGAGAUCACGUCUGUGGAUGUGGGAGUGGUAGCGAUCCGAGGUUUGAGCAGUAAUUACUAUCUGGCCAUCAGUAAGAAAGGAAAGGUUUACGGCGAGAGAGACUACACCAUAAACUGCCAGCUGAAAGAGCGUAUCGAGGAGAAUGGCUACAAUACGUACGCGUCAGCGCGCUGGAGGAACCGUCGCAGACACGUGUUCUUGGGUCUGAGUGCUAGCGGCAGGGCCCUCCACGCCAGAAAGACCCGCAGGAAGAACACGGCCACCCACUUCCUGCCCAUCCUGGUGUGAGUGGGAGACCCUGUCAGCCAAGCCCUGCCCACUCUGGAGUAUCUAUGCAGGUCUGACAGGGACUCAGUGGAUUAAGUUGUAUGACAGAGCUGCAAGUCUCUAAGAUCACCAGACCAAACGUGUUCUUGCCUAGAUAUGACUGAUGUGAGUAGUAACUCACUGCAUAGUUUAACGCCAGUAAAGUGUCUUUAAUGUCUAAGCAUUGUUCUGUGAGGGAACGAGGGUUAAGAUGAAUAUUUCAGACUAUUAGCCAGGACUCACCAAGGUCUAAUAACCAGCUGUUUGAUCCGAUGACAUCAGCCACUUGCAGGUGCCUAGUCUGUUGAAUGGCCCCGCCCCCCCAGGUGAAAUGCAAUUACGAAGCCGUAAGGUAGAAGUACACCAGGAACACUUCCUGUUCUCUGCAACUCUUCUUCUUGCUAGAGCAGCUGGACCCAUGUGUGGACAUGUGUUUAUUCGUUUUCUGUUUGUGUGUGCGUUUGUACUUUACUGUGAAGUAUGUCAGUUAUACUAUUGCAUUACAUGUUGGGGAAAGGAACAUGUUUCAAACCGAUGCCCUAAGAAUUUCAUUACUACGGGCUGAGAACUUUACCUUCACUAAACAGCCAGUAGGAGUUUUUGAAGGUGCCUGUGUGCUGAUGGACAUGCAAGCAGGGCCC